AUGUCAUACUUCGACCUGGAGAAUUACUACAAGGGCCAAUCUGAGGAAGACUUGGAGGAAGAAAGUGUGGUUUUAACGCUGGUCCCAUUUACUGAGGAGCCAACCACAGAAUAUCUUCCGGAAUCAAAUGUUUCUUCAAGCAUAAGCCACAAACCACCAGCCCGUUCUGUGGUGAGGCAUGAGGGGAUCAAACAACCAAGAGCUGUGUCAAGGACAAGAACCAUACCAGGCACCUGUCCUCCGCCCAUCCUGCCUCCUAUUAGCAAUGUGUCCCGCGACACUCUAAGGGAGUGGUGUCGUUAUUAUAACUUAAGUACGGAUGGCCAGAAAGUUGAGGUUUAUUUGAGACUUCAGAGACACUCAUAUUCUAAACAAGAAUGUUAUAUCCCCCACACAUCUCGUGAGGCCAAAAUGAAGUCGGGUCCCAGGAAACCCAAGAUAGUCUUCAGAGGAAUUGGGCCUCCGAACAGCUGCCAUAGCCGGAAACAGGAGAGUGGUAUUCUGGAAAUUCUAACGUCGCCUAAGGGGUCCACAUUUGCAGCCUGGGGAAAGAUUGCCAUGAGAGCUGCCCGGUCACCAUCUAAGAAUCGAUGUCCUCUUCCCUCUAAUGCAGAGGCCUUUCUGCCACAAACCACUGGCCUCAGAUGGUGUAUUGUCCAUGGCAGGCAGCUCCCUGCAGAUAAGAAAGGCUGGGUUCGCCUGCAGUUUUGCGCUGGUCAGACCUGGGUUCCAGACAGUUCCCAAAGGAUGAAUUUUCUCUUCCUGUUACCAGCCUGUAUUAUCCCAGAACCAGGAGUGGAAGAUAAUUUGCUAUGUCCUGACUGUGUUCACAGCAACAAGAAGAUGAUGAGAAAGUUUGAAACUAGAAGCCAUUCAAAGAAAAAAGCCCUAUCCACAAAUAUGCCAUCUUAG
Messenger RNA from Apodemus sylvaticus (European woodmouse), 912 nucleotides. It is a transcript of the gene Dppa2, whose product is annotated as developmental pluripotency associated 2. The coding region runs from base 1 to 912 and encodes 303 amino acids. The transcript has 7 exons. Gene Ontology annotation, biological process: system development. The record is from RefSeq and is a predicted model, not a curated record. Lineage: Eukaryota; Metazoa; Chordata; Mammalia; Rodentia; Muridae. Gene Ontology annotation, molecular function: chromatin binding. Gene Ontology annotation, cellular component: nucleus.